Messenger RNA from Drosophila subpulchrella, 507 nucleotides. Its product is annotated as clumping factor B-like. The transcript has a single exon. The coding region runs from base 1 to 507 and encodes 168 amino acids. NCBI's taxonomy places the organism in Eukaryota, Metazoa, Arthropoda, Insecta, Diptera, Drosophilidae. The record is from RefSeq and is a predicted model, not a curated record.
AUGAGGCUGUUGCUGGUUUUGAGUCUGGCCAUUCUGGUUGCCUAUGUGGCGGGUGCUAAUGACACUGCUGCCGAAGACGAAUAUUAUAAUGAUCCCGAUUAUAACGAUGACGGUAGUGAAAAUACUACCGAAUCUUUCGAUGACAGUGAAAACAAUACCGACAAUCCGAAGACCAGUCUAGCAGAGGAUGACAGUGAAACAGACGAAGAUUCAGAUGAUUAUGACACUGCAGCUAGCUCAUCGGAGAGUUCUGAUGACAGUUCCGACACUGAUGGUUCCACAAAAUCAACUUCCUCCAAGGCAAAUAAGUCGAAGAAAAACGCAGCUCGAAAGAACAGACGGCGCAGGCGCACCACUCUGGCUCCAAAACGCAGCUCCACCGCUGCGAAGAAAGCAGCUGCCACGCCAGCCAAGAGGCAAACACCUGUGGCUGCCAAAAGGAACUCCCCUGUGGCCGCCAAGAAGAACACCAAUCGUGCCACCAACAAGCGCAAGCGCUCCGGUUAA